This is a messenger RNA of Gopherus evgoodei (Goodes thornscrub tortoise), 7785 nucleotides long. RefSeq names its product SLAM family member 8-like. The coding region runs from base 6681 to 7493 and encodes 270 amino acids. Lineage: Eukaryota; Metazoa; Chordata; Testudines; Testudinidae. The transcript has 9 exons. The record is from RefSeq and is a predicted model, not a curated record.
CCCUUCAGCUCCCCCGGGGCCUCUGACUCCCCCCCCCCCCAACCUCCCCUGUCCAUCAAAGCCUUGGGGCCUCGGACCCGCCCCUUCCCCCUGGGGCCUUGGACCUGCCCCCAGCCUCCCACUUUCUCCCCUUGUGGGAUCUCGGAUCCCCCUUCCUCCUGUGGGGCCCUCGGACACCUCUCCAUACUCCCCUCCCCCCGGGGACUUGGACCCACCCUUGAUGUCUUUCCUCUGCCACCACUGAAAGGCCUAAAGGAAAUCCCUUGAACCCGAACGAUGGAGGGCGGGAUCUGCCCAGCAUUAGCCAGGGGCAGAGUUAAGGGUAUUUGUGAGCCUUAACUGAAGCAUUGUCAACUCCAAGGGUUCAGAAUUCGGGGAAACUCACCAAAAUCAUGAAACUGGCUUACACAACAGGAGAUUUUAAUCUGAACGGAUGGUACUGUUCAGCAGACCCUUGGAAAACUUGCUCCUGAAGUGCUGAGAACCUACCAGGUACAGAUCCCUCUGAGUGCCCAUUGGGAGCUGAAGUCACUUAGCAUCUCACAGGAUGAAGCACGAUGCAGUAAAGCAACCUAGAAGACAUUGCCCUCCUUAUGGGAAGAGCCGUCGUUGGACGAUCCCACAGGCCACUUUGUGAAAUCCAUUCCAGUCAGCCAAUCUAGUCUCUUUUUCUUUCUGCUGUGGUGACAGGAGUGGAGGGCAGUGAUGCAGAGAAGCAGGGUUACGUUUCCCCUUUGGACAGAUGGGAAAUUGAGGUCCAGAGAGAUUUGGGCAGGACAAAUGCAACCCCUUGAGGCAAAGAGGGAGCCAGAGCAGCUGUUGAAGAACUGGGGUGAUUUUAUCCUAAUGCAGACUACUAACCGGCAGGCCAGCGCCUGUACUGCCUUUAAGAUCCUUCCCCCUACCCGCCAGUACUACCUUUGUCCUGUCCACAAGGAGCUUUUGCUGCUGUCUUGCUUAAGGGGGAAGAAACAAGGCCUAGUGCACCUGAACUCACUGAAACUGCAAACUGACGACCAGCAGGAAGAGCAGUGAUAAAUGGCCAUGACUGUCACUUUGAUACACUUCCGUGAUGAAGGAAGCCAGGCUGCGUUUCAUACAGCCAAGACAGCUCCUUUCCUGGGGACACACUUCCCUCUGGUGUGCAUGAGCAAGUGGUGAGCAAGCCAGUUAAUCUGCACAGGGAGUCUGGGAAGGACACACUGGAUCCAACACACCGGAGAGAAGUUGCAAAGGACAAGGGGAUACGUGGCUGAUAUUUGAACCUUGUUGUUCAUAAUGGAUAGGUUUUAACAUGGGCCAAGCGACUGGCAAGUGUCCACCCCACGCGGAUUCAAAGAAAACACUGGCAGUUCCCUGGAUGGGGAUGGUACCACUGGGAUUAGGUGCAUUCUCCAUGGUGACCAGCGUCUCUAGGACUGCGCUGUGGUGAUGUACAACACAUACAAAUGCCUGGCUCGAGACUGACCUGAUUGUCAAGCUUGGGCUAGGGAACUUCCCUCUUGGUCCAGACCUGCCCAGGUUUGUUGUUCUCAGGCCACACUGCAAUGUUCAUGUACGGUCCUGAUCCCGUCACUCCUGCGGUUACUCGGUGAUACGAUCGGUGUACUUGUAGUUACAGGGUUCAGCCAGUAGGAGUCUCUGUGUGUUGUGUAAAGUUCCAGGCAGGCUGCGAUCCCUGGUAAACAGGAGAGACAAAGCUGGGAUUGAGCUCUUGGCACAGCUGAAAAGCUCAGCCUUGAGACAGCUCCAACUGGCCUUCCAAAAACGGAGGCAUCCAGAAAUCAGUGGCCACCUUUAAAAAUAUGGUUGUCAGGUUUUGGGAAGCUGGAAGCACUGCAAGGCUGAUGUUUGCAGCAAGAGGGAGGCAGUGAUUGUCUUGGUGUCUGUCACACAUGGAGGCCCGGCACAACAUAUUCUAUCUCUCGAAGGGGCCCAGAUGCCACAAGUGAUGGACACAGGAUAAGAACCUGUAUAGAACUGAACACAACUGGUUAAUCGCUGCCUGGAUUUGAGCUGAUGGCUCCGUGUAGUCACAUGGCUGUGUUUUUAAUUGAUGACAGAGACACGUUAUCAGGCCAGAUCAUCAGCGGUGCGUCACUGAUGUCAAUAGAGCUGCUUUGAUUUACGCCAGCUGAGGAUCUUGUCCCCAAGGCUUUGGAUAGGUGAUUUUUUGCAUUCAUUAUAAAUUCAAAUAAAUAGCUAUCUCUCCAGGCAUUUUCUAAGCCAAUCCUCAUGUACCACAUCUCUGCUCUGUUAGAACAGGAGCGGUUUAUAGUGUUGUAUUUUUAUUUCUACCCUGUUUUUUCUUUGCUCUAAGUCCAGGAUAUCACAGACCUGUCACAGAUACAUAUUUCCCUCACUCUCUGGCCUUCUCUCCCCCCCCGCCCCCACUCCUCCCGGUCCUUGUGGCUUAGAGGCGAUUAUUGUGGCUGCGUUACUGUGUUACUGUAACGUGUUGGAUAGAAAGCCCCAGAGCAGCUGAGCUGCUGUCGCUCUCUGAGUCAGAGCAAAACCACAUUGCAGAUGUUGAAGGAGGUGAAAGGAACAGACUAGGGAAAUCUGUCCUGUUCUCUCCUUCCUCAUCCUCCUUUGUAAUCUUGCAAGCUGAGUGUUGCUGGGACCUUUACUGCCACAGACUCCCUGUGUGACCUCGGACAAGUCACUUCCCCUGCCUCUGUCUCAGUUUCCCUGUCUCUAAAAUGGGAAUCAAAAUGAUCACCAAAGUAUUCCGAGCAGGCGGGCUGUGGCAAAUUAAGUAAUUCUGGCAGAAGCAUUUUGGGGUCCUUGGGUGGAAGGCACCAGAGCUGGGCAGAGGGUGGUUAUUAGGUUAGAUUGUGACUCCUUCUGAAAAACAGCAUGCCUGAUGUCCAUUAAGCACACAGGCCACUGUGUAUCCCAUUCCUUCCCUGGCGGGGUCUCCAUCUUAACCCCAGGGAAUCUCAGGAUUAAUUCUCUUCUUGCAUUUCCAUGGUUUUAUUGCUUUCUCUAAACUCUGUUGGUUAGAUAGAGGACUGAGAGCCAGGACUCCUGGGUUGUCUUCCCCGCUCUAGGAAGGGAGUGUUAUCUAGUGGUUAGAGAAGAGACUGGGACUCAGGACUCCUGGGUCCCAUUCGUAGCUCUGGCACUGACUUACUGUGUGAUGUAAAGCAAGUCACGUCCCUACAUGCAAAAUGGAGAUGUUUCCUUUCCUGCUGGGCUUGUGAGAAGGUCGUUAAUUAAUAUCCUUAAAGAGUUUUGAAGUCCUCUGCUGGAUGCAGAUUAUAAUGAUUUCAGCUGUUAUUGUAGCUGAGUGCUGCACAAGGACGCUAUUGGUUGCCUCUUACUUGCUUCUUUUGCCUCAUGUAUGCUUCAACAUAAGAGCUUCACCAGGCCAGCCAUUAAUCGCUUGUGAAACUCACAAACCCACAGAACUCCAACACAAUGACAGUGUCGAUUGCACUGAGGUGUCUUGCUCCCCGGCCUUCUCUUGGUACAGUGGCAUAAUGAACCCUUGAAUAAUAAAGACAAUUAAGACCAAACCUCAGUGGUUUAAAUGUCCCAGCUCAUCUACCUACCCCUUAGCGAUGGUGCCUGCUGGUGGAUGGGAGAUUGGAAAAAAUGCUUCUAUAAUUGAAGGGUUUUAAAAUUGUAGAUAGUUAAUUUUUUAAAAUAGAAAAUAACUUUAGUGUAACUGUUUUAGAAUACAGGUAAUGCCAGGGGGUUAGCUGGCCCAUAUUGGUAAAGUGAUUUUAAGCUUUAAUUGUAUUAGUUACUGGUUGACAUCCAGUGUAGGCAAGUAAAAGUCAAAAAGGGUUCCCCAUUGAUGGUUUUUGGGUGGCUUAGUGAUAGAUCUGAGCUAACGAGAGUUGUGGCAUUUAGGCUCACAGGUGCUGACUAAAUACCAUUAGUGCAGAGGUUCCUGCAUAAGUGAGACGAGACGUUCACAUCCUCUCUGAUCUUAGACGGGAUUCUCUGUCCUGCCAAAACUUCUCAUGACCAAAACAUUCUACUGCCAUGGUACCACUAGGUGGCAGAGCUAACCCUCUGAUGACGGAGGACUCUGCUGCAUUUAACCUAGGCCGUGAAGGCUUGCGGGUUUUGGUACCCACCUAGCAUGGUGAUGGGGGCUUUAAAAAGGCUGGAGGAGACUGCAGAAUAGCAGCGUUUAAACACAAAGGUGUACCAUUGUGUGUGAGAGAGAGAAGUGGAUGAGGGUGGGUAGACAGAGAGAGACCCUGGAUGGAUGGUACCCAGCCGUGUUCUCUGUAAAAGGAAAUGCUUCUCCUUUCAGUUUCAUUCAGUGAAUACAGAGCUGCUUUGUGUUCCUCUCAUGCCUUGCACAGAUCAGUUUGCACCAUGUGGAUGAUUAUUUCACAUGACAUGUCAGGGCCCUUCCGCUGGUUGGCAUGACAGGUGCCUGUGAUGAUCAGGGAUCAUAUCGCUGCUUAAACCCAGGCAGGUCCCUAGCUGGUCUUUCGGGACCCUGGAGCUGGGACUGGAUCUCUGAGUGCAGAGAGGUGGGGAGGAGCAGGGUGGGUGAGAAAGCUUAGCCCAGUGUGACGUGUGGGAGAGGCGCAGAGGAGGGAGAGAAGAGAGACCAGCUGGGUGCCCCUCCUGGGAUGGGAUGUGCUGUGCUGCCAAGAUGGAGGGGGAGGCUCUUGAGCUGCUGCCAAAUAGACCAUCCAGUUCUGAGCUACUGAAACUCGGCCAGCACAACCCUUCCUUCACCCCCCUCUGCAUGGGAAGUGCCUGGUGCCCUCCCCAUCAGCCUCACCCUCUGCUUAGGGUGAAUUCCACCCUCCGCUCUCCUCCUCCUCCAAUCCGUGGCCGCCUCCUCCAGUGCUUUCCAGCCCUCGGGGAUAUGGCGAGAGGCGUUGCAGUCUGCUGUGGGUCAUAUCCGCGGCUCUCAGUCCGUGGGGAGCGUGGAGCAGCCUCACGCCACCGGCAGAGCCAGCAGAGCUGGGGUGACUAGUCCAGGGAGAGGAGAGAUAAGGUGAGGGGGCUGAGGGAGAUCCAGGAAGAGGACAAAUGGAGUCAUGUCACAUGUAGGCUUCUGAAUGAAGUGGGGAUUCUGGGCUCAGCCCGUUGAUGCUCAGGGCCCUUGAAACGGCUCCAGGGCGGGUGUGACUGUAACUGACGCUUUCUUCGAGGCCCCUUCAUGCUGCCAGAGGGGUGAGAAGGGUCCUUGAGGUCCCUGGGAAUCAGGCUGAUCGGACCCUGCAGGCCAGUAUCGAAUGUCUGAGCAAGGCCACCGCUCUUGACAACAAGAGACGUGUUGCUGUUGUCAGGGAGAUGUGAUUUUGACGUUGGUCUGGGCCCGCCAGCCUGUCUGCUCACAAAAUACCCAGAGCUGUCACAACCAAAUGGGAGGUGGGGGUGGCUCUGAUCACAAGGACUAGCUGUCUGUCUAUCCCCGUACACACCCACUCAUCCAUCCCUCCCCACACACAGCUACUUGUCAUCACGUUUCUAAAACACUCAUCGCUUAGGCAUUGAGUUUACCAGCCCUCAGCUCCAUCCUUGGCUUCCAAAUCUCUCUCACUUGAACCCAGAUGGAGGUGGCGUUCCAGAGCCACCAAUCUCCCUAGCACUCUGGAGAACGGACGUAUCCGUGUGGGACGGUGUUCAUCUUUCCCUCCUCUCUGAGCAGCUGGAUUGCAGCCAUUGUGCUAGUCGGUGCUGUGACCACUUCAGCUCCCCCAAGUCAGGGCGAGUGAGUCCUUGGAGUUCCACCAUCCCCACGGGAAUCCUGGGCAGAGCUGCUCCAUCUGGGCAGACCCUGCCAUGGAGGGUUCCUCUUUGUCUCAGCCUGCUCUGUGGGGUUGGGGAAACAAGGGAUUCCCCCUGGAGGGAGUGGGGUGGUAGGGCCUGCUGAGCACAUGGAUUCCCAAGCGGGGACCUUUGUCCCUGCGGUGGGUGGCUGUCUGGGUUUGUGGUUAAGGCACGUGCUGGGGAACGGGAAAUGGUUCUGCGCUGGGCACUGCUAGGGCCAGUCAUAAAUCAGGCCUUCACAGUUCAGAUCUGAUGGCCAGGAGGGACCCGAGGCUGAGCUGCUGCCUAGCACAGGGCAGAGAAUUCCACCUGUCAUCCUGCACGGAGCCCAGGGCUUGUAUCUGGCUAAAGCGUCACUUCCAAAAAGACUGGAGAACUACUGGCCCAUGUCAGGGUGGGGGCUGCAGCCUCACUGACCUAAUGGGAAUUCUGUGCAGGGCCUUGAAUUCUGGGUGCUCUGCGGUGCAGGGGGGCAUAACACCAUGGCUAGCAGGGAGAACCUCGCCUUCCUCCUCCCCGGGUUACUUGUCCUUGUGCUCGGGCCGAGGGAAGGGCGGCGACUGAAACCAAGGUGAGUGGUUGACGAGAUGGGAGGCUCAUUACGCUCCCCUUUCCACUGCACUACCUGGUCAGGAGCCAGACCCAACUGGGCGCUCCGUGCCUCAGUUUCCCUAUCUGCAAAAUGGCCAGCCCCACCCGCAGGCACCUGUGGGGCUAAAGCUGCUGCUGUUUGUAAAGGGCUGUAGUGGGAGGGAGGUGAGGUGGACUUUUGCGAAGAGGCAAUGACUGGAGAAGGAAGUAACACCUAGAGCUUGUGGUCUGAGGGAGCUGCGGCUGCUGUGUAGCUGUGACUGUUGUCUCAGCGCCUUCACCAGUGACGGGGGAAGCAAAGCUCCCAGGAGGCAAAUCCACCAUGCUGCGAGAGCAUGGGCUUGGCCAGCACCCGGCUCCCCCUGCUUGCUUUCCUGGCUCUAGCUCUCCGAGCCCCAGAUCCUGGAUUAUUCCAAGCACCGACUGCCCACCGCCAGGUGAAUGGGAUUCUGGGAGGAUCGGUCUUGCUGUCUGUGGAUCUAUCCCCCGGGAAAAAGGUGAAAGAAAUCGAAUGGAGCUUUCGUGCUGGGUCAGGUGUGACGAUCCAGCUGGCUGAGUUCACUGGGGGGAAGUUUGAGCGACCCGAUCCCAGUGAUAGAUUUAAGCAGAGGCUAGAAAAGUACAACGAGACCUCGCUGAGGAUCAAGGUUCUGGAGCUGGACGAUCGCGGAGUUUAUGAGGCCCGGAUUAAGAUAGUACCAGCAACUGUGGAGGAACAGGCCUUUCUCCUCGCGGUCUAUGAGCCUGUUCCAGUGCCGGAGAUAAAGAGUCACUCGCUCUUCAGCACGGCAGCUGGGUGCAAUGUCACUCUGCAGUGUGAGGUGUCUGGCAGGGAAGAGGUUAACGUCUCCUGGAGGAGAGGGAACCCACCUCGAGACCUGGGCAAUUUGGAGCGGUACCAGCUCACUCCUGAUGGCAGAACCCUUCACCUGUCUCUGCAGCCCAACCCCCUAGACUCGACCUUCACCUGCAUGGCCAGCAACCCCAUGGACCAGAAAAACAUCUCUCUUUACCUGCAGAGCAUCUGUCAAAGUGGAGGAGCGGCUCCCAGUCCUUGCCGUUGGAAAGCCAUUAUUGGGGCGCUGUUCCUGGGACUCGAGAUCAAUGCCGUGGUCCUUGUGAACCUGCUGCACAGAAAAAUGCUGUAAAACUGUCGGCUGGGCUAGAACCUCGUGUCGCAGAUGCCUGAUGAGAAGGUGGACAGGCUGACGGGGAGGCGGGGGGAGCAGGCUAUCAGGUGAAAUCCUGGCCCCAGUGAAGUUAAUGGGAGUUUUGCCAAUGACUUCUGUGGAGUCCAGAUUUCACCCCCAAGUGUAGCAUGGUCCCCAGAAUCUCCAGUGAAAUGCCCCUGUUCAUUGGAGAAUCGUCCGAGCAAGCUUUGUCUAAAGGAGAUGUUUCUCCACAGGAAAGAGAAAUAAAAGUACUGGAUAUUUGAGAGUA